UUCGAGUUGCCGUCUUUGGCAGGAUCACGUGGGGUCAGGUGUCUGUCCGAUGUCGUGAUUAAGCACUUCGUCUUCUCUUUUUCCUUUAUCUCCACGCUGCCUAACACGCAAGGCAGCAUUAGACUUCAGCUUCAUCUGGGAAUUACUCCCUUCCAUCCGUCCCUUGCAAUUGGCCUGUUCCUGUUCCUUUAGAAUCACUGCCCAAGCCAUGCGUGCCCCAAUGCUGCUGGGACUACUGUCUACUGCAACGGCCCUUGGCAUACCCUUCCACCAACAACCCCUCACUACUUUCUCAAAGGAAGACCUCUGCCCGCUGGCUCCCAAGGUGAACGCGCCGGAUGAUGGACUUCUCUCCGCUCUCAGGUUUGUUGAGGGUGAGUCUUUCCGGACUCUUCAGGUAGAACGGCUCUCCAGGGCAGUCCAGGUGCCGACCACCAUCGGGGAUUACAUGAUUGAUCCUUACGAUGAAGGCUUCGCGCCCUUUGUCGAGUUCCAUAAGCUUCUAGAAUCGCUCUUCCCGUUGACGCAUGCCCAAGCUCGCGUCGACCAUAUCAACCGACUUGGUCUCGUGUAUACCUUUAACGGGACCGAUGAGUCUCUGAAACCUCUUCUUUUCACUGCCCACCAGGAUGUUGUUCCUAUUGAUGAUCCCUCUGACUGGACCUACCCUCCAUUUUCAGGCCAUUUCGAUGGUGAAAGGCUCUGGGGACGAGGUGUGAGCGACUGCAAAAACGUCCUGAUUGGUCUUCUUUCGGUUGUGGAAGACUUGCUGCAGCAGAAUUGGAAACCCACCCGCACUGUCGUAUUGGCGUUUGGUUACGACGAGGAAUCCCACGGCUUUCUUGGCGCAGGUGCUAUCUCCAAAGUGCUGGAGAAGAACUACGGUCGUAACAGUUUCGAGUUUAUCCUGGACGAAGGUGGUAUGGGCCUGCGAUCCUUGGACGAUGUCGUCUACGCCCUGCCUGGAGUGGGUGAGAAGGGCAGCAUCGACAUCGUGCUCACCUUGAGCGUCAACGGCGGGCACAGUUCCGUCCCACCUCCCCACACUGGCAUAGGGAUCGUAGCGGAAAUCAUCUACGAGCUAGAACGCCAGGAUCUCUUUACUCCUUUUCUCGACGAUAGGCAUCCUUCGCGCAAGACGCUCGAGUGUCAAGUCCGCCACUCACCAGACUAUGUUGAGCCUUGGCUCGCAGACGCCUUGGCGUCAGAUGAUUAUGUCUCACUGGCAGAGGCCGUCGCGUCAUCGCGUGGCGAGCAGAUCCGGUACACUCUACAAACAUCACAAGCAGCCGAUCUGAUCCAGGGCGGUGUAAAGACGAAUGCCCUUCCCGAGAAAAUUUCCGCGACAGUCAACUACCGGGUCGCGCUGCAUCAGACGCCGGAAACGGUCAAGCAGCGCGCGAUCAAGAUUAUAUCCCCCAUCGCUGCCAAGUACAACCUCAGCUUUAGCGCUUUCAGCAGCCUUGAGAUAUCUUCUGAUGAGAGCAAUCAUCUUGAGCUGACCACAUUAGGCGAGCCUCUUGUGCCAGCGCCCAUCAGCCCAACAGAUGUUGCAACUGACGCUGUCUGGACCUAUUUCUCGGGCGUGACUCGCUCUGUAUUCGAAUCUGUGCCUAGCCUAUCGGGCAAGACGGUUGUCGUGAGCGGCGAUGUCAUGACGGGUAAUACCGAUACGAGAUUCUACUGGAACCUGUCCAGGAACAUUUACCGCUGGAGCCCGUCGAGGGUGGGAGGACCGUUGAAUAUUCACACGGUGGACGAAAACAUCAACAUCGAUGUUCAUCUAGAGGCGAUGGCCCUUUAUUACGACCUAAUCCGGUCUUUUGACCAGUGGAAUGGAUCCUCAUAGACCCAUGAGAGUCGAUGUGAGAUGAUAGCAGUAUUUAAUGAGCAGCCUACAUAUGUGUGACAUGUGGCCUUGAUGAAUUCUGUAUAUAGAAUAGAAUAGACGUGUCAGAGUGGUGGUAUAUAGAUAGAACUGACCAAAUGAAAGUCGCAUUGCGUAUGGAGCAUUCAUUCAUCAG
Monascus purpureus is the source of this 2024-nucleotide messenger RNA. Lineage: Eukaryota; Fungi; Ascomycota; Eurotiomycetes; Eurotiales; Aspergillaceae. The record is from the annotation of a GenBank genome assembly.